Molecule: messenger RNA, 2589 nt
Organism: Papaver somniferum (opium poppy)
Lineage: Eukaryota; Viridiplantae; Streptophyta; Magnoliopsida; Ranunculales; Papaveraceae
Product: probable serine/threonine-protein kinase At1g54610
Exons: 8
Coding region: 174-2252 (692 amino acids)
Biological process (GO): positive regulation of transcription elongation by RNA polymerase II; protein phosphorylation
Cellular component (GO): cyclin-dependent protein kinase holoenzyme complex; nucleus
Molecular function (GO): ATP binding; RNA polymerase II CTD heptapeptide repeat kinase activity; cyclin-dependent protein serine/threonine kinase activity
Source: RefSeq, a predicted model, not a curated record
UUGUGUCUGAUUUGGAAGUAUGUCUGUCUGUUACUAUCUCCAUUCAUGGUUCAGAAACCAACCUGGCUUUACUUAGAAGUAGAUCCACAAACCCCUACAAAAAAAAAAAAAAAAAAAAAACCAUCACAGAAAUGUAAAAAAUUCUAGGGUUUUUAAUUUUCAGUUGCACAAAAAUGGGUUGUUUUUGUGGGAAGGGGUAUUCAAUUGAUGAUAAUAGAGAUAGUUUUAGAGAGAGAUUAUCAAGUAAAGAAACAUCAGAUUUAAGUGUUUCUCAACUGAAUUAUAGUUUGAGGAAAGAACAGAAUUUGAAGGGCAAAAAUAAUAAUAGUUAUGUGGGGAGUGACAAGUUGUUACAGAGGAAUGAGGGAAAGUCUGGUUAUAAUCAUCAUCUUGUGAUUGGCACCAUUCCUAUGAGAAGUAUUGAAGGUGAACAAGUAGCAGCUGGUUGGCCUUCAUGGCUUGCUUCCGUGGCUGGAGAAGCUAUUAAGGGAUGGGUACCCCGUCGUGCUGAUUCGUUCCAGAAAAUGGAUAAAAUUGGCCAAGGAACAUACAGUAGCGUUUACAGGGCUCGUGAUCUUGACACCGGGAAAAUUGUUGCUCUGAAAAAAGUACGGUUUGAUCACCUGGAUCCUGAAAGUGUUCGCUUUAUGGCAAGGGAAAUCUGUAUUAUUCGCAGGCUCGAUCAUCCGAAUGUCAUAAAACUAGAAGGCUUAGUAACGUCACGGAUGUCCUGCAGCUUGUACCUUGUGUUUGAGUACAUGGAGCAUGAUCUUUCUGGACUAGCUUCAUUUCCUGGGUCCAAGUUCACAGAACCACAGGUUAAAUGUUAUGUACAACAAUUAUUACGAGGAUUGGAUCAUUGUCAUAGUCGUGGUGUCUUACAUCGCGACAUAAAGGGUUCCAAUCUUCUUAUUGACGAUAAUGGGUUCUUGAAGAUCGCGGAUUUUGGUUUGGCAAGUAUUUUUAAACCACAUCAAAGUCGGCCAUUGACCAGCCGUGUUGUGACACUUUGGUACCGGCCUCCAGAGCUUUUACUCGGAGCCACUCAUUAUGGCAUUGGAGUGGACUUAUGGAGUACUGGGUGCAUACUGGCAGAACUGUAUGCUGGAAAACCCAUCAUGCCUGGAAGAACAGAGGUGGAGCAGUUGCAUAAGAUUUUUAAGCUCUGUGGUUCACCAUCCGAAGAUUAUUGGAGAAAGUCAAAAUUGCCUCAUGCAACCAUUUUCAAACCCCAACAACCUUAUACACGAUGCUUUGUAGAAACUUUUAAGGACUUCCCACCAGUGGCUUUAAGGCUUAUGGAGACGUUGCUUUCUGUAGAUCCUGUAGAUCGUGGAACUGCGGCCUCUGCUCUCAAAAGUGAGUUCUUUGCAACAAAACCACUUGCUUGUGAUCCUUCAACUUUACCCAAAUAUCCUCCUAGCAAAGAGUUUGAUGCAAAGGUGCGGGUUGAAGAAGCUAGAAGGCUGAAAGCAGCAGGGGAUAACGGAAGGAAAUGUGACUUAGAACGGAAACUACAAGGGGAAUGUAGGGCGAUCCCAGCACCUGAUGCCAAUCCCGAGCUGGUGUUCUCAAUUCAGAAAAGACAAGGUUAUUUGAGUACUAAAAGUCGAAGCGAGAAAUUUAAUCCUCAUCAGCAGGAGGUUGUUUCUGGUUUUCCUAGGGAACCACCUAGGCAAUCACAAGCAGCUGAAGGUAAACGACAAGAUCAACAAGGGAUUUAUAAAAAAGCUUCUCAUUCAGGACCUUUAGUACAUCAGACUGCAUGGGCAAAGAAAAACCAGGAUGAAGCUCCAAAGGUUUUGUCAGGGGCAAAAAUAUCUGCCCUGUCUGGCUUAGUAGCAGCCAAAAGGUCCGAUGAACACAUCCAGAAGUACGAUUCUUCCAAUUCGGAAGCUCUAAAUCUGACACGGCAGUUUCAGAGGUUUUUUGGUGACGUCCCAGAUGACACAAUAAAGGAGGAAGAAAAUCACGGCUUUGGCCUUCACGGUACUCAUCAGAAUGGAUCUGGAAUGAACACCAGGAAGGACCAUGAUUUGGGUUAUGGAUUAAAAGGAAAAAAGAUCCACUACUCUGGUCCACUACUGGUUCCUUCAGAAAAUUCAGACCAGAUAUUAAAGAUUCAUGAUCGCGAAAUUCAAGAAGUUGUUCGAAGAGCAAGACUUGAUAGAGCUAAGAUAAAGAAAUUUCAGGUUCAACCUGGGAAUACAACUGCUCAAAUAUUUGCCUCUUCUCGUGGAGCUGCUGUAUAAAGCCACCCUUAGGUAGAUCCCAUUGUGUAUCUUCUGAAGAAGGCCGAGUGAGUAAAGCUUUGAUAAAAUUAUGAAGACUGGUACGAUUAGCCUGUCUCUCUUGAAAGAACAUUAUGGUUUCUUCUUGCAAAUGUAUAUAUAGCUUCUGCUACAAAGGAAAAGCUUGAAAGAGGAUAAAAACAUGUAUAAAUGGUUCUAGCCUCUGUUAAUAUAGCUCACUCUAGUGGUAGACUUGUUCGUAGACAUCACAUCUGUACUUGUAAUAAAUUGCUGAUAAUUUCAAUUAUAUGGGAAGAUAUUCCAUUUUGUCAAUGCAAACAACAUCAUGCAUGCAAAA